AUGUCCGACAACGACAGUCAAGCCCAAGCAGAAUGGCAACGCAAGCUCCAGCUAUAUCCCUCGCUGAAGAAGUUCGAGGAGCAGGGAGAUGACUUUGUCGAAUCCCACGACGGCCGCGAGGAGAGACUCCUGGCCUUCAUCAAAGCCCACCCGAGCUUCUCGAGCAUGCAGGGAAACCCGUCCCUCAUCCUUAAAGCGAUGGACGAGUACGCGUAUCAGCAAGACUUCCUCAUCAACAUUGGAGAGGGCAAGGGGAGGAUCCUGAGUGAUCUGAUUGCCAAGCAGAAGCCAAAAGUCCUUGUUGAGCUGGGCGGUUACGUCGGAUAUUCUGCUAUCCACUUCGCGGGCCAGAUGCUCAAAGCAGCGAACAAUCCUUCGGAGGUCCAUCUCUGGAGUCUGGAGUUCGAUGCCAACUUCGCUGCUAUUGCUUCUGAGCUGAUCGCUCUCGCCGGCUUGAAGGAUAUCGUGACGGUCGUCGUAGGGUCGGCUGAUGAGACCUUGCGUAAGCUGAAGUCCGAGAGGAAGCUCUCGAGCAUCGACUUCUUCUUCUUGGACCACGUGGAAGACCUGUAUGAGCAGGACUUCAAAGUAGCAAUGGACGAACUGAAGCUCCUCGGUCCAGGAGCGGUUGUCGUGGCCGAUAACGUCGUGCGACCCGGCGCUCCAAAGUACAGAGAGCAUGUCAGAAGCCGCUCGGACGUAAAGAGCGAGGGUGUGAAAGGACUCAUCAUGCCUGGCGAGCUUGAAGUAGGUCCUGUCAUCUCCAGUGGUCGUUCAACGCUGAUGUUCGCAGGACGAGCUCGAAGUCACGUAUGUCUUGUAAAAGCGCAAGGGUUUUACAGGAUCGCUCCGCUGAGAGAGGAGCCCCGAUGUGACCAGAACCGAGACCGUAUAGCAAAGACUGAAUCUGUGGGUAUGGCUUAG
Messenger RNA from Saxophila tyrrhenica, 924 nucleotides. RefSeq lists its product as uncharacterized. Gene Ontology annotation, molecular function: O-methyltransferase activity. NCBI's taxonomy places the organism in Eukaryota, Fungi, Ascomycota, Dothideomycetes, Mycosphaerellales, Extremaceae. Bases 1 to 924 code for a protein of 307 amino acids. The record is from RefSeq and is a predicted model, not a curated record. The transcript has 2 exons.